Molecule: messenger RNA, 1257 nt
Organism: Salvelinus sp. IW2-2015
Lineage: Eukaryota; Metazoa; Chordata; Actinopteri; Salmoniformes; Salmonidae
Gene: fbxl15
Product: F-box and leucine-rich repeat protein 15
Biological process (GO): SCF-dependent proteasomal ubiquitin-dependent protein catabolic process
Cellular component (GO): SCF ubiquitin ligase complex
Molecular function (GO): protein binding
Source: RefSeq, a predicted model, not a curated record
UGUAGAACACUUUUCAUUUUUCUGACAUGAAUCAAAGCUCUUCACAUUGUGAGCAACCAUUGGAUAAUAAAAAUUAUUCCUUCUGAUAAAGAACUGAUCAAGUCAUUCCUACAGUUGCCAAUAUGACAAAAGAAAAGCAAUGCUUUUCYUUAUUUGGAGCGGUUACAGCAAAGAUAUUAUUCCUCUCGUGUUACAGACAUUGACCGGGGGUGCGUAUCGGUAAAAUCCACAGGCGUCGAAUGUCACWUGGAUCCUAACGCUCGGUCGUAUAUUUUUACCAAAACAUCGCACAUACUUGUCAAAGACCAUCAAUAAUUACUCCAAUGUAUUAUUUUUCUCAGCUUUAUUUCUCCCAAAACAAACACAUUUACUGAGAUAUAGAUUCCCUAUUCCUACGCAGAGAGGUUGACUCUGCAUUCUGGAACGUACCCAGUGUACGAACCCGGAAGUKUGKRAAUACAGSCAUAAAAGCUGUCGCUGAGCCAGAAAGCUUCAACCAAGGCUCAUAAGAUAGCCAACAAACUGUCGUUGUACAUGUAGCUAUCGCGCAUAUUUCUGCGGAUUCAAAAUGGAUGCGGAAACAGAGUGUUGCAAAUGUCACCUCUUGGAUUUGCCCUGGGAGGAUGUGUUGGUAACACACAUAUUCUGCUACCUGCCAUUACGCCAGCUGGUGCGGCUACAGAGAGUGAGCAAGCAGUUCUAUGCCCUCAUCCAGGUGUACCUGGCCAACUGUCGCACCUUUGACCUCACACAGAUAGGGCCUAGCCUUCCCAAGGAGGCAUUCUGCAACAUACUAAGGGACAACAAAGUCCUACAGAACUUGUCCGUCCAGAACUGCUCCGAUUGGGUGACAGACACGGAGCUGCUGCCUGUGAUUGGSCAGAACCAGCACCUGCUGAGAGUAGACAUGAGGGGGUGUGACCGGCUGACCCGUCACUCCUUAGUAGCCGUGUCGUUGAGCUGCACACACCUGCAGCACCUGGGCCUGGCCCACUGUGAAUGGGUGGACAGCCUGUCCAUACGCAGCCUGGCUGACCACUGUGGGGGCCUGAGGUCCAUYGACCUGACCGCCUGCCGCCAGCUCAAAGACGAGGCCAUCUGCUAUUUAUCCAAGAAGUGUCUGAAGAUGAGGUCGCUGUCUGUGGCGGUCAACGCCAACAUUACAGACGUGUCUGUCGAGGAAGUGGCCAAGAACUGCAGGGAGCUGGAACAGCUGGACCUGACAGGUUGCCUGAGGGUUAGGAACGACUCCAUCAG